This is a messenger RNA of Monodelphis domestica (gray short-tailed opossum), 5108 nucleotides long. RefSeq lists its product as uncharacterized. NCBI's taxonomy places the organism in Eukaryota, Metazoa, Chordata, Mammalia, Didelphimorphia, Didelphidae. Gene Ontology annotation, cellular component: nucleus. Gene Ontology annotation, biological process: regulation of transcription by RNA polymerase II. Gene Ontology annotation, molecular function: RNA polymerase II cis-regulatory region sequence-specific DNA binding; DNA-binding transcription factor activity, RNA polymerase II-specific. The record is from RefSeq and is a predicted model, not a curated record.
AUGGGAGCCCUGAUGGACAGAGGACAGUCUGGGGGUGUCUGUGUGUCUGUCUGCGGGGCUGCUGGGCUCCGGCUGUUCAGCUCCAUCCGAGACUACGGCAGGGCCUUCAGUUCGGCCAGCAGCUGCUGGUCCCGGUCCCGGUCCCGGAUCCCCGCCUCGCCCCAAAGCUCCUGGGGGCUCCCCAGCUGCGGGACCUCCCGGGAUGCCCCGGAACUCCGGACGGACGCUGGGGGCUGGGCCUCCCCGGCGCUGUCAUUGGCUCCCGGCUGCCGGGCCUCCGCGGGUCCCCGGGGAAAAGAGGGACCGCGAGAGGGCGGAAGCCGCCUUCCUCUUCCGACCAACUUCGCUGCCCUGCUGUUGGGUGGAGUCUCAGGGCCGGGCCGGGCAUCUACCCUCCGGCCUGUCCCCGUGUCGUCCCCGUCGGUCAGUGCCCAAGUGAGGAAGAGCAGCCACAGGCUCCCCCCGGACCGGAGCCCGGAGCCAGAGAAGAUGGCCCCGGGGACCCAGAGCCCCGCCUCCCAGGAGCUGGUGACACUCAAGGAUGUGGCUGUGGACUUCACCCAGGAGGAGUGGCGCGUUUUGAACCCUUCUCAGAAAGAGCUGUACAGGGAGGUCAUGCUGGAGAAUGUGCUAAAUAUGCUCUCUGUGGGGCUUCCGGUUCUCAGAGAUUUCAUCUCCAGUUUUCAGCAAAUGGAGGCCCUCUGGAUGGCAGAGCACGAGCCCCCGGGGAGCUCCUGUCCGGUCAACACCUCUAGUCUUACUGAUCAUGAGAAAAUCCAAAUUGGUGAGAAAUUUUAUGAAUGUAAUCAAUGUGAAAAGAUUUUCACAAAGAGCUCCAAUCUUGCUACCCAUCAGAGAAUACACACUGGAGAGAAGCCUUAUGAAUGCAUUCAAUGUGGAAAGACUUUCACACAGAGGGGCUCUCUUGGUGAACAUCAGAGAAUCCACACUGGAGACAAACCUUUUCAAUGUAGUUAUUGUGGAAAGACUUUUAGAGGGAAGUCUCUUCUUGUGCAUCAAAGUAUCCACACUGGAGAGAAACCUUAUCAAUGUAAACAGUGUGGAAAGGCUUUCAGACAAAACUCCAAAUUUUCUGCCAAUCAGAGAAUCCACACUGGAGACAAACCUUAUAAAUGCAAGCAGUGUGGAAAGGCUUUUACAUUGAAGGUUUCUCUUGCUGCCCAUCAGAGAAUCCACACUAGAGACAAACCUUAUAAAUGCAAGCAAUGUGGAAAGGCUCUUACAUGGAGAGUCUCUCUUGUUGUGCAUCAGAGAAUCCACACUGGAGACAAACAUAAAUGCAAGCAGUGUGGAAAGGCUUUUACAUGGAAGGUCUCUCUUGCUGCCCAUCAGAGAAUCCACACUGGAGAGAAACCUUAUAAAUGCAAGCAGUGUGGAAAGGCUUUUACAUGGAAGGUCUCUCUUGCUGCCCAUCAGAGAAGCCACACUGUAGAUAAACUUUAUGAAUGUAAGCAAUGUGGAAAGGUUUUCACAAAGAGCUCCAAUCUCACUACCCAUCAAAGAAUCCACACUGGAGAGAAACCUUAUAAAUGUAAACAAUGUGGAAAGGCUUUCACACAGAGCGGCUCUCUUGCUGAACAUCAAAGGAUCCACACUGGAGAUAAGCCUUAUAAAUGUAAACAAUGUGGAAAAGCUUUCACAAAGAGCUGCAAUCUUGUUACACAUCAGAGAAUCCACACUGGAGAGAAACCUUAUAAAUGUAAACAAUGUGGAAAGGGUUUUACAUGGAAGGUCUCUCUUGAUGCACAUCAGAGAACCCAUACUGGAGAGAAAUCUUUUCAAUGUAAUCAUUGUAGAAAGACUUUCAAAGGGAAGUCUCUUCUUGUUGUACAUCAAAGAAUCCACACUGGAGAGAAACCUUUUCAAUGUAAACAAUGUAAAAAGGCUUUUACACACAGGGCCAAUCUUGAUUUCCAUCAGAAAAUCCAUACUGGAGGCAGACUUUAUGAAUGUAAGCAAUGUGGAAAGACUUUUGCAAAGAGCUUCAAUCUUGUUACACAUCAGAGAAUCCACACUGGAGAGAAACCUUUUCAAUGUAAGCAAUGUGGGAAGGCUUUCAGACAAAACUCCACACUUGUUACACAUCAGAAAAUCCACACUGGAGAGAAACCUUAUGAAUGUAAUGAGUGUGGAAAGACUUUCAAAGAGAGCUCUCAUCUUGCUACCCAUCAGAGAAUCCACACUGGAGAGAGACCUUAUCAGUGUAAACAAUGUGGAAAGGCUUUCACACAGGGGAGCAAUCUUGCUGAACAUCAGAGAAUCCACACUGGAGACAAACCUUUUGAAUGUAAGCAAUGUGGAAAGGCUUUCACAAAGAACUCCAAUCUUGUUACACAUCAGAGAAUCCACACUGGAGAGAAACCUUACAAAUGUAAUCAGUGUGGAAAGGCUUUCAGAGAAAACUCCAAACUUGCUGCACAUCAGAGAAUUCACACUGGAGAAAAACCUUAUCAAUGUAAUCAUUGUGGAAAAUCUUUCACACAGAGGGCCAAUUUUGCUACACAUCAAAGAAUCCACACUGGAGAGAAACCUUAUCAAUGUAAUGAGUGUGGAAAGACUUUCACAGUGAGAAGCAAUCUUGUUGUACAUCAGAAAAACCAUAUUUUAGAGAAACCUUUUGAAUGGCAUCAAUAUGGAAAAGCAUUCAAACAUAGUUCCACUCUUGCUAAACAUAAGAGAAGCCAUACUGGAAAGAAACUUUUUGAAUGUAAUCAAUGUGGAAUGGCUUUCAAAUACAACUCUAGUCUAACUGAUCAUGAGAAAAUCCAUAUUGGUGAAAAUUUUUAUGAAUGUAAUCAAUGUGGGAAGUCUUUCACACAAAAAUCACAUCUAUUGGCACACCAGAGUAUACACACUGGAGAGAAGCCUUAUGAAUGCAGUCAAUGUGGAAAAGCUUUCAGAAAAAAGUCUAGUCUUCUUGUACAUCAGAGAACUCAUUCUGUAAAGAAACCUUUUGAAUGUAAUCAUUGUGGAAAGACUUUCAGAGGGAAGGCUAUUCUUAUUACACAUCAAAGAAUCCACACUGGAGAGAAACCUUAUGUAUGUAAACAUUGUGGAAAGGCUUUCAAAGAAAACUCCAAACUUGCUGCACAUCAAAGAAUCCACACUGGAGAGAAUCCUUAUCAAUGUAAUCAGUGUGGAAAGGCUUUCAGAGAAAACUUCAAACUUGCUGCACAUAAGAGAAUCCACACUGGAGAGAAACCUUAUAAAUGUAAACAAUGUGGAAAGACUUUCACACAGAGGGGCUCUCUUGCUGAACAUCAAAGGAUCCACAGUGGAGACAAGCCUUAUAAAUGUAAACAAUGUGGAAAGGCUUUCACAAAGAGCUGCAAUCUUGUUACACAUCAGAGAAUCCACACUGGAGAGAAACCUUAUAAAUGCAAACAAUGUGGAAAGGGUUUUACAUGGAAGGUCUCUCUUGGUGCACAUCAGAGAAUCCAUACUGGAGAGAAACCUUUUCAAUGUAGUCAUUGUGGAAAGACUUUCAGAGGGAAGUCUCUUCUUAUUAUACAUCAAAGAAUCCACACUGGAGAGAAACCUUUUCAAUGUAAUCAAUGCAAAAAGAGUUUUAAACACAGGGCUAAUCUUGCUUUCCAUCAGAAAAUCCAUACUGGAGGCAGACUUUAUGAAUGUAAGCAAUGUGGAAAGGCUUUCACAAAGGGCUCCAAUCUUGUUACACAUCAGAGAAUCCACACUGGAGAGAAACCUUUUCAAUGUAAUCACUGUGGAAAAGCUUUCAGACAAAAUUCCAAACUUGCUGCACAUCAGAGAAUCCAUACUGGAGAGAAACCUUAUGAAUGUAAUGAGUGUGGAAAGACUUUCAAAGAGAGCUCUCAUCUUGCUACCCAUCAGAGAAUCCACACUGGAGAGAGACCUUAUCAGUGUAAACAAUGUGGAAAGGCUUUCACACAGGGGAGCAAUCUUGCUGAACAUCAGAGAAUCCACACUGGAGACAAACCUUUUGAAUGUAAGCAAUGUGGAAAGGCUUUCACAAAGAACUCCAAUCUUGUUACACAUCAGAGAAUCCACACUGGAGAGAAACCUUACGAAUGUAAUCAGUGUGGAAAGGCUUUCAGAGAAAACUCCAAACUUGCUGCACAUCAGAGAAUCCACACUGGAGAGAAACCUUAUCAGUGUAAUCAUUGUGGAAAAUCUUUCACACAGAGGGCCAAUUUUGCUACACAUCAAAGAAUCCACACUGGAGAGAAACCUUAUCAAUGUAAUCAGUGUGGAAAGGCUUUCACUGUAAGGAGCAAUCUUGUUUCACACCAGAAAAUCCAUAUUUUAGAGAAACCUUUUGAAUGCAAUCAAUGUGGAAAGACUUUCAAAUGCAACUCCAGUCUUGGUAGACAUCAAAAAGUCCACAUUGAAGAGAAACCUCAUUAAUGUCAUUUGUGUAGAAAGGUUUUCACCAAGACCUAAAGUUUUUCUGCAUAUCAAAGAAUCUACACUAGAGAGAAACUUUAUUAACAUGAAUGUGGCAAAAGUGUUGAGUUAACACUUUACUUAAAUGAAGAGAAUCCACACUGGAGAGAAACUUAAGGAAUAUAAUCUAUGUGGCAAAGCCUCAGGCAGCAAUCAUCUCCUGUUCCCAAUCAGAGAAUGUAUGUUAAAAUGAAAUCUUAUCACUCAUGAAUGAGAAAAGGCAUUCAAAUGGACUUCAGAGCUUGUUCAAUAUUUUAAAAAAUCAUUCUGAGGUAGCUCCAAAUGGACUCAGGAUAAGAAAGGUUUCAGUCAGAGAUCUUCUCUUACUCAUCAGAGUAUACACAGUGGAGAGAAAUCUUACAGAUGCGUUCAAGAGGGAGGUUUUCUCUGGAUCAGUUAUCAGUAGGCAACAAAAAAAAAAUGGUUGUGGGAAGGACUUCACCUAGAGUUCAUACUUGAGUGUACAUUGGAGAAACCAUGCUGGAGAUAAAACUUAUUGUAUCUAGUUAAAAAGUGAAGGGGGCCACUUGUAGCUCAGACUCCUUUAGACUUCUCUUCACUCAGACCCCAUUAGACUUCUCUUCAAUGGAGACCUCAAUUAAAAAUCCCAAAUUCUCUCCUGUACAUAAAAUCCUAUACACGUAAUAAAUUGUACUUUGAAA